UACGUCUCCAUCCUAGCUAUCCAAAUGGCUAAUUUUGAACCUCCAUUCCAAGAGGCCUUGAAAACCCUUUCACUUAAUUCUCCUCAAGAUGCACCCUCCAUAGAUGCAGCUGAGGAAGAGUUCUUCGAGCUGCCUCUGAUUCAUCUCCGCGGUUUAAAUGGCCAAGAAAUGGAAAGGAAAAAGUGUAUUGAAGUGAUGGCUAGAGCAUCCAGGGAAUGGGGGUUUUUCCAGAUCGUGGAUCAUGGGAUUCCGGGGGAGCUUUUGAAGAGGCUGAUGAGUGAGCAGAAAAGGCUUUUCUACCACCCCUUUGAGGAGAAAUCCAAGCAGAAUUUUCUCAACUUAGCUAAUAGCUACCUUUGGAUUAACCCUAGAGCUACCAGCCUAAAGCAGCUUUCUUGGUCUGAAGCCUUUCGUGUUUCUAUUACUGAUCUCUCGAGAAUGGACGAAUCCAACAAUACACUAAGACAAACCAUUGAGGACUAUGCAAGGGAAGCUACUCUUCUUCUUCAAAGGUUAGCUGAACAUUUAGCAGAGUUCUUGGGCAUGAGUUCUAGUUAUUUUAGGGAGAACUGCCCACCGAGUUCUACCCAUCUCCGGCUGAAUAGAUACCCUCCCUGUCCACUCUCUGGCAAGCUCCACGGCCUGGUUCCUCACACUGAUAGCAGCUUCUUGACCUUGGUUUACCAGGACCAAGUAGGUGGAUUGCAGUUGAUGAAACAUGGAAGAUGGUUCAGUGUUAAACCUGCCUCAAAUGCUCUCAUAAUUAAUGUCGGUGACCUGUUUCAGGCAAUGAGCAAUGACGUCUACAAGAGUGUCCGGCACCGGGUGGUGGCUCAAGGUUUUGAAAGAUUCUCUGCAGCAUGCUUCUACUGCCCUACAGCCAAGGCGCUAAUACAGGGUUUCCGGGGGCCAGCAGUGUACAGGCCGUUUACUUAUGGAGAGUAUAAAGAGCAAAUUCAGGAGGAUGUCAAAAGCUCUGGUGACAAAGUAGGGCUUCCUCGGUUUCUCCAACAUUAAAUUAACAGAUUUUGUUGGUAUAUCUGUUUGUAAUAUACAAAUUGGCCUAAAUAUCUUAGGUUGUGUUUGGGAUUGCGGUUGAGAGUUUUUGUGUGUAAUUAUAUAGUACUUUUAGAUAUAUGUAUAUUUGGUAAUUUUUUUUAGAUUAUUUUUUUCUAAAAACUAUAGAAAAUCACAUUAAAUUUAUAAUAAUUUU
This is a messenger RNA of Rubroshorea leprosula, 1213 nucleotides long. Lineage: Eukaryota; Viridiplantae; Streptophyta; Magnoliopsida; Malvales; Dipterocarpaceae. The record is from the annotation of a GenBank genome assembly.